CAUGACAUUAUUGAGAAUACUAUUUCCCUACUUUGUUACCAUUUUUAAUCUCUCCCAACCCUGCCAGAUUCCUGAUGAUUUUGUGGCUGCGAGCUCUCCAGGACAUAUUGUAAUUGGAGGUUUGUUUGCAGUUCAUAACAAAAUGAUCCAUUCAGAAGAAUAUCCCACAAGACCAGAAAUCCAGACUUGUGAGGGCUUUGAAAUCUCAAUAUUUCUUCAAGCUCUUGCCAUGAUACACAGCAUUGAAAUAAUCAACAAUUCCUCACUGUUACCUGGAGUUAAACUGGGGUAUGAGAUCUAUGACACUUGCACUGAAGUCACAAUAGCAAUAGCAGCCACACUGAGGUUCCUUUCAAAAUUCAACUGUACCCAAGACAUCGUGGAGUUUCAUUGUAACUAUUCCAACUACACACCAAGAGUUAAAGCCGUCAUAGGAACCAGUUACUCAGAAAUAACUAUUGCUGUUUCCAGAAUGUUGAAUUUACAGCUCAUUCCACAGGUGAGCCAUGCUUCCACAGCAGAAAUCUUAAGUGAUAAGAUCCGCUUUCCUUCUUUCUUUCGAACUGCACCCAGUGACUUUUACCAAACCAAGGCCAUGGCACACUUGAUCCAGAAGUCUGGGUGGAACUGGAUUGGCAUCAUUACCACUGAUGAUGACUAUGGACGUUUGGCACUUGGCACAUUUGGAAUGCAAGCUUCAGCAAACAAUGUAUGCAUUGCAUUCAGGGAGAUCCUCCCAGCUUUCCUCUCGGAUAGUACCAUUGAGGUCAAGAUCAAUCAGACUCUUGAAAAAAUCAUGGAGGAAAGCCAUGUCAAUGUCAUUGUAGUAUUUCUGAGGCAGUUCCAUGUGUUUGACCUCUUUAAUAAGGCCAUCCAGAGGAAUAUAAAUAAGGUCUGGAUUGCCAGCGAUACCUGGUCAGCAGCUGUCAAGAUAAGUACCAUUCCAAAUGUCAAACGCAUUGGCAAGGUGGUAGGGUUUGCAUUUAAAAGUGGAAAUAUGUCCUCUUUCCAUGACUUCCUCCAAAAUAUACACCUCUUAUCUAAUGAAAAAAACAAGCUAUUAAGUGAAUAUAUCAUGCUCUUGUCAUCUUGUUCACAUGUUAAGGACAGUGAUUUGAAUUAUUGUAUUGCCAACCAUUCCCAGGGAAAUUGGGCCUACAAGAUAGUAGAAAGCAACUUCUCCCUGAGAAAUAACUUCUUAUUGGAUAAUGCUGAGCCAGGUCCUGUCCACAGUCUUCAACUUGCCAUAUCUGCUCUUGCUUAUGCCAUUCGGGAUCAAUGCAGAGACCGAAAUUGCCAGAAUCCAACUGCAUUUCAUCCCUGGGAGUUACUUGAAGCACUUAAAAAUGUGACAUUUACUGAUGGCAAGAAUGAAUUUCAAUUUGAUUCACAAGGGGACAUUAACACUGGAUAUGAUGUUCUGCUUUGGAAGGAAGUCGAUGGGCGCAUGACCAUUAUCACCAUGGCUGAAUAUGAUCUAGAAAAAGAUGAUUUCAUUUUUAAAGAUAAUGGAACUGAAAAGGAAUUCAGGAAUCUAAAGAAAAUUCAAUCUAAAUGUUCGAGGGAAUGCACUCCAGGUCAGAUGAAGAAAACCACCCAAAGCCCGCACACAUGCUGUUACGAAUGUGUAAGCUGCCCUGAAAAUUAUUACACCAAUCAGACAGAUAUGGAUUAUUGCCUGUUGUGUGACAAUAAGACCCACUGGGCCCCAGUAAAUAGUACUGUUUGCUUUGAGAAAGAAGUUGAGUAUCUCAACUGGAAUGACUGGUUCGCCAUUAUGCUCCUGACCCUCUCAACACUGGGGAUCAUCUGCACUUUUGCAGUUGGAAUAAUAUUUACUAGAAACCUGAAUACCCCUGUGGUAAAGUCCUCUGGAGGCCUGAUCAUCUGCUAUGUGAUUCUCCUCUGCCACUUCUUCAACUUUGUCAGCACGAGCCUUUUUGUGGGAGAGCCACAAGACUUCAAGUGUAAAACCAGGCAGACCCUCUUUGGCAUGAGCUUUGCCCUAUGCAUCUCCUGCAUCCUGACAAAAUCCCUGAAAAUUCUUCUAGCCUUCAGCUUUGAACCCAGAUUGCAAAAGUGUCUGAAGCGCCUUUACAAGCCCAUACCCAUCAUAGUGAUUUGCACAGGGAUUCAGAUGAUCAUCUGUACAAUAUGGCUCCUAUUUGCUGCGCCUUUUGUGGAGGAGAAUUUCUCCAUACCCCGAGUUAUUAUCUUGGAGUGCGAUGAGGGCUCCAUCAUGGCCUUGGGCACCAUGCUAAGCUACAUAGCUAUCCUGGCAUUCAUUUGCUUCAUAUCUGCCUUUAAAGGCAGAAAGUUGCCAGCAAAUUACAAUGAGGCUAAGUUCAUAACAUUUGGCAUGCUCAUUUACUUCAUUUCAUGGAUAAUAUUUAUCCCCGUUUAUGCCACAACUUUUGGCAAAUACCUACCAGCUGUGGAGAUCAUUGUCAUUUUAAUAUCUAACUAUGGAAUUCUGUGUUGCACAUUUUUUCCUAAAUGUUACAUCAUUCUCUGUAAGCAGGAGACCAAUACAAAAUCUGCCUUCCUCAAGACUUUGUAUACAUACUCUUCCCAAAGUGCAUGCAGCCUUAAUGUAAGUCAUAUUUCAUUGGAUUCUGGACCCAGUGAAGACUCUCUUCCUAACCAGAACUUCCAUUGCAAGACUCCAGGUACAUCUGAGCAAGGCAAGGUCAGCCAGGCACAAAUGGCUAAGCAUGUACAAUCUCCAAGGAAAAGAACUGCUAAAAAUAUGAUUGGAAUACUCCCAAGAAAAAGGACAUCAAGCAUAUGAAUGAAGAACUCCUCAGUGCAUCAAUGAAUGCUUCCAGGGAAGAAGAGCAAUAGCAUUUGAGGUCAGGAGUCACCAUUGCCUAAUUCUUUCCCUGAGCCUUUCCAUAUCAAAAUUAUCAUCAAAGAUAAACUCACACUCUCUUCAUAGCACUGAAUUGUUGUAGCCCCAAACCUUCUUGGCCUCUUUUAGAGAUUUGGCUUAUUCUUAAGUGAAACUCCAGGGUGGGCCCUUCCAGAUUCUUCACUGUAGCUCUCUUUGGGACUGAUUCAUUACCAUUCGAUCCACAACAGAAGUAAUUAAUGAAGAAAAAGUAAAUUAUUCAUACUUGCCUGAAACAACAAAUAUUUUUCAUCUCCUUCAAAAUGUGGAAAGUGAUUUUUUUUAUUUUGAUUUUGUCUGGCUUUUUUGUUUUGAGACUGGGUCUUCCUAUAUUAUCUAGGAUAGAAUCAACUUUUCCACUUAAAUCUUCAUGCACAAGUGUCUUUGUGCACAAAAACGCACAAAGACAAUCGUCAUCCUUGGUUACCAAGAGACUACUACUACUAUAAGAUAGAAUUGCAGCAGCUAUUCAUGGUCCAAUUCCACUUCUGAUCUGAAUAAAAGUUCUAUUCCUCUCCUUAGGCAAGCUAGUGGCCCUCUGCUCUUCAGGGCUUAACAGAAUGGCCCCAAACAUAGCGUGGACACCUGAUCAGCUUUGCCUAAUGCAGUUCAGAAUUCCAAAGCUCAUGAUCCACCAGAAUGAGCCUCCCCAAUAGCAAGAAUUAGAGCUAUGUCCCCCCACACCUAGCAGAGAACAACUUGUAUAAAAAAUGUCUAUUUUUGGUUCUGGCUUUCUAUGCUCUGUUGCAAAGCAUGUGUUCAUUUUGGAAACAGUUCUGUGAUGAAAACCAAAGGACAAACUAAUAAAACAUAUCUAAGGCUGUCAGUUUUGAGAGUUGCUCAGAAGAACUUGUAAAAAAUGGGAUAAAUGUUAAAUAUGAGUUAAGACAAUUAAGAAUUGACUAAGAGUUAAAGGUGCAGGGAAGGAAAAAUUCUGUGAGAGAAAAACUAAUUGGAAAGUAUAGAUGUUGACACAUCAUCUCAAUCAUCAACCUCAAGAAUCCCACUUAACAGUACACAGUGUAAUUUGGUUAAAGUAAUAUCCCUCCUCAAGAAUCUUCAGUGACUCCCUGUUUCCUCUAGAAAAAAGACAAAUUCCUUGAAAUUCUGAAAAAUCCUCAGCUUGACAGUUAAAGCUUUUCAAAAUCUGACUUAAGAAUAUCAUUCCAGGCUAUCACAAAGUCCAUGUUCCAAGCAAAUUGGUGACUUCUUGUUUUAUUUUUUUAUCUUAAAUUUAAACUUUUCAUUUGCAUGCAUUAAUCAUCCUUACACACAAACAUUUCAGUACUUAAAGACAGACAAGAAAAAAAGAUAAUAUGACAAAGCAAACUGUUGUAUGCAGAUUAUUUUAAAGAAAUAUAUAUAAUAAAGAAAUAUAGAGAGAGUACAUAUAUAAAGGAAAUUUAAUAAGAUAUUGACAAAAUUGUUCUAUUUGUGGUUUCCAUACUUUUUUGUUUUCUUCUAUACCUUUAUUUUUGUUUAAACCCUUAUCUUAUUAAAAUCGAUAUCAGUAUUGAUUACAAGGCAGAAGAGCAGCAAGGUCUAGGCAAAUCGAGUUAAGUGAUUUGCCCAGAGUCAUACAACUAGGAAGCAUCUGAGGCCAGAUUUGAAAGCAGGUCCUCUCAACUCCAGAUCUGGCUCUCUACCCACUGAACCAACUAGCUGUCCUCUUCUGUAUAUUAAAAAAUAUUUUUAAUAUAUUUACUGAUUAUCUUUUUGCAUCACCAACAUAUCCCACUCCAUAGAAGACUUGCUUUGUAACAAAUAUGUAUAGGGCAACAAAAUAAGAUUGGUCUAAAUCCACAUACAGUUCCUGAACUCUGCCUUCUAUCUCUCACCUUCAAUUCAUUUGUGUAGGUUUUUCCCUGUGACUCUACUGCAUUUCCUUCUCUCUCUGCCUUCUAUGAGCUCCAUCCUUCUGAAGCUUCUGUUCAGGUGUUAAUACUUUCCUCUUCCUCCUUGUAUGGACACACAUCUCUCUCAACAGAAUGUAAGUUCCUUACUCUUGUAAGAUUUUUUGUUCUAUCUCCAAUGCCUUAUUAAGAGUAAAAGUUUAAUAAAUGCUUGCUGGAUUUGGAUUAUAUUAAAAUGGCUUUUUGCUUGUCUAUUACUUUCUCUGAAAAGCUAAAACAGGCCUUAUAUACACUAAUAAUACUGUAUGAGGAUAGAAAUCGCAUUUUAUGUAAAUGUCAUGACUUUCCUGAUGACUAGCAUAGUAUUUUACACAAAAUAGGCAUCAACCAAUGUUUGUUGAAUGAAUGAAAUCACUAAGAAACUGUUGAAUUUACUUAUAAAAUAAAUUCACAGAAAUAAAUACCAUUGCUGCUGUUGAAAUUUUACCUGAGAUAGAUUUGCCUAUCCUCAUAGGCCAAAUGUUAUAAGUUAAGAAUAGGAUUCUGUCUCUUAUUUCUUAAAAAUGUGGGUUUUCAUCUUAAGAACACAUGAACAAAAAACACCAAUGGAAAACCUGUGGAUUAAGGCUAUAUUGCCUAUCCAAAUCUUUGGGGGAAAGGAAGGAAGGAAGGGGAGGAGGGAGAAAAUAAGCACUUAUUAAGCACCAUCUCUGUGCCAAUCACCAUGCUAAGAACUUUAGAUAUAUCUCAU
This is a messenger RNA of Monodelphis domestica (gray short-tailed opossum), 5494 nucleotides long. RefSeq names its product G protein-coupled receptor class C group 6 member A (gene GPRC6A). The record is from RefSeq and is a predicted model, not a curated record. NCBI's taxonomy places the organism in Eukaryota, Metazoa, Chordata, Mammalia, Didelphimorphia, Didelphidae. Gene Ontology annotation, molecular function: G protein-coupled receptor activity. Gene Ontology annotation, cellular component: plasma membrane. Gene Ontology annotation, biological process: G protein-coupled receptor signaling pathway.